CUUUCGGAGCUUGACCAGCAUGUGGAAGGAGAGCUCUCAUGGCUGCAAUAACUUAGGGAGUUCCUACCUGGAUGACACUGGGGUAGGAAGUUUUCUGUUUGUUUUGUUCUGUUUCGGAGGGUCCCGUGCACUUCUCUUGCCUGGAUCAACGUGACUCUUGGUGGUUUUUGCACACCCUGCUCUGUGGGGGAGUGCCCCAACGUGCCUGUCUUAUGUGGCCUCUAUGGACACACUGCUCAGCUGGCAGAGAACAGGGAAGUUUUCUCCCAGCACCCAAAAAGAGAAAGAGGAAACUACUUUUUCUUUCUGGGCUCCUUGCAGCACAAUAGAUCAGGAUAAGCUUCCACAUUUCCUCUCUGGAGUUUCUGGAGUGGUUUCCAGGAAGAAGUUAAACCUUCACCUUUAAAUGGAUGACCAUGUCACAAUCAGGAAGAAACAUCUCCAAAGACCCAUCUUUAGACUAAGAUGCUUGGUGAAGCAGCUGGAAAGAGGUGAUGUUAACGUCGUCGACUUAAAGAAGAAUAUUGAAUAUGCGGCAUCUGUGCUGGAAGCAGUUUAUAUCGAUGAAACAAGAAGACUUCUGGAUACUGAAGAUGAGCUCAGUGACAUUCAGACUGACUCAGUCCCAUCUGAAGUCCGGGACUGGUUGGCUUCUACCUUUACACGGAAAAUGGGGAUGACAAAAAAGAAACCUGAGGAAAAACCAAAAUUUCGGAGCAUUGUGCAUGCUGUUCAAGCUGGAAUUUUUGUGGAAAGAAUGUACCGAAAAACAUAUCAUAUGGUUGGUUUGGCAUAUCCAGCAGCUGUCAUCGUAACAUUAAAGGAUGUUGAUAAAUGGUCUUUCGAUGUAUUUGCCCUAAAUGAAGCAAGUGGAGAGCAUAGUCUGAAGUUUAUGAUUUAUGAACUGUUUACCAGAUAUGAUCUUAUCAACCGUUUCAAGAUUCCUGUUUCUUGCCUAAUCACCUUUGCAGAAGCUUUAGAAGUUGGUUACAGCAAGUACAAAAAUCCAUAUCACAAUUUGAUUCAUGCAGCUGAUGUCACUCAAACUGUGCAUUACAUAAUGCUUCAUACAGGUAUCAUGCACUGGCUCACUGAACUGGAAAUUUUAGCAAUGGUCUUUGCUGCUGCCAUUCAUGAUUAUGAGCAUACAGGGACAACAAACAACUUUCACAUUCAGACAAGGUCAGAUGUUGCCAUUUUGUAUAAUGAUCGCUCUGUCCUUGAGAAUCACCACGUGAGUGCAGCUUAUCGACUUAUGCAAGAAGAAGAAAUGAAUAUCUUGAUAAAUUUAUCCAAAGAUGACUGGAGGGAUCUUCGGAACCUAGUGAUUGAAAUGGUUUUAUCUACAGACAUGUCAGGUCACUUCCAGCAAAUUAAAAAUAUAAGAAACAGUUUGCAGCAGCCUGAAGGGAUUGACAGAGCCAAAACCAUGUCCCUGAUUCUCCACGCAGCAGACAUCAGCCACCCAGCCAAAUCCUGGAAGCUGCAUUAUCGGUGGACCAUGGCCCUAAUGGAGGAGUUUUUCCUGCAGGGAGAUAAAGAAGCUGAAUUAGGGCUUCCAUUUUCCCCACUUUGUGAUCGGAAGUCAACCAUGGUGGCCCAGUCACAAAUAGGUUUCAUCGAUUUCAUAGUAGAGCCAACAUUUUCUCUUCUGACAGACUCAACAGAGAAAAUUGUUAUUCCUCUUAUAGAGGAAGCCUCAAAAGCCGAAACUUCUUCCUAUGUGGCAAGCAGCUCAACCACCAUUGUGGGGUUACACAUUGCUGAUGCACUAAGACGAUCAAAUACAAAAGGCUCCAUGAGUGAUGGGUCCUAUUCCCCAGACUACUCCCUUGCAGCAGUGGACCUGAAGAGUUUCAAGAACAACCUGGUGGACAUCAUUCAGCAGAACAAAGAGAGGUGGAAAGAGUUAGCUGCACAAGCUUUGUCUUCAGAUCAUGUUCUAUAUCAUGUUAGCAGUACAAUAGAGCAGGAGUAUGCAUUUGAUAGAGUGGAACUUUCAGAAGAGACCCCCUGUGUACCAGUGCAAACAAAUGCCUAUCAUCUUUUUUUCUUGAGAGCAGAACUCAUGGGCUGUUCAGCAUCAGAUUUCUGGUGUCUCCUACUCAGGGCUAGGUAAGAGCUCUGUCAGUGUUGAUUAGAAGAAAGUUUGCUCCACUUUGUGGAAGUCUGAUAUUAAUGGUGAGUCCACAUAAAUGAAAUAGUAUUACCCACUAUUUUGUAGUAUGUUUUUGUUUGUUAGCUAAAUGACCUUAAAAAUCUGAUAAAUCACAAAAGGGCAAACUAAAUGUAAGGGUUGUUCCCCAAAAGUUUCUCCUCAUGUUUUAUGUCUGCAUUUGCUAUGCUUUCUGAUACCUCAAACCUAGUCACUUGCUCUAAUUGUACUUUGCAAUAUGAGUAAUGCAUGCAAGAGUUCAUGGGAGUUUUGUGGCUUCUGAAAACUCUGGGACAGGAAGUGUGGAAAUUUGGGAAGUAGAGGUAAUAAUGGGGAAGGGAGUAUUGGGUUGGAUGUUGCACUGUCGAACAGAGAUGAUGGGGCAGAGUAAGCUAAGUCUUUGGAUACAAGGUAUGGAACAGCUCUCAGAGACAGUUCUCUCAUUCUGGUGCCGCUCUCAUCUAGUAGCAGUUUGAUGUGUGACCAGAAUUUGACUGGGUUCAUGUGUAAUGCUCACACCAAGGACAGACUCAAGACUUUGUUAUAUACCCCCAAUAAUUAGCCCCGCUCCAAGUGCUGAAAAUACUUCCAAAUUAUUGGAAGCUCUGUUGUCUUAACCUUACACCUUGAAGAACAGAAAUCCCUUCUUUUGUUACCACUCAUCUCCUCUCUCUCCAAAACCUAUAGGCUUCCGUUCCUCUUGAUUCCAGGUCUCUAUCUAUCUCUCUUCUCAUUCUGCUUCUAAAAUACUCCCAAUUUUUCAGAACAAUUUAGUUCUGAUCAAAAGAUUAAUCAAUUCAACAAAGCAAAAGCCUGAUGGUUUCCCUAAAAUGACGUCUAUAGUUCUUCAAACAAAAAUCACGUACCAUACAUAAUAUGCAAUACUGCAUAUUGUCUGGGUUGAUCAUGGUUUGUCUGUUAUUUUCAAUUUCAUUAGAAUUCCUAUAAAAACUUAAUUUCCUCAUUACCCUCAGGACAUUUUUCAAAAUGUUAAUCACUGUACCUAUGACCUACAUUUGUAAUUAGAAAAUAUCACGAGUUACUGAGUUAGAUGGUUGCUUAUAUUUUUAACAUUUUACGGUUUAUUUAAAUUAUGUUUUUGCUAGAAAAGCUCAUACAUUUUCUCAGUAGGAAACAAAAAAAUGGGAAUAGGUUUUAUAUCACUGGUUAAAAAAUUUAAAAACAAAACUAGAAGUGUUUUUCACUAGAAGUAAGAGAAACAUUUAAAAUUGGUGGGAAAGUAUUAACAUUAUUAAAAGAUCAAAUUUGCCUUAUGAUUAACAUAGUAUUUUAAUAUAUUAUCAUAGUUCACUAAUUAAACUUUAUAUAUUGUUUAUAUUUGAAACAUCUUAAGAUGCAAUAUUUUGUAUUAUGUAUGGUAAAUAAUCUUUGUAAUUAUGUUGGUAUUAAUGCCAAAUCAAAUGUAGAUUCAUAUUCUACUAACUACAUCUUUAUGUUCCAGGAAAUACACUGAGUUUUAUUACAAUCACUAUCCUGUUUAGUCAGACAAAUAACCCUACAAUUUAGAUAUUAUCAUAUCUAAAUCCAAGGUGAGAACUUAGGUCUAAGGCAGCGAAGUAAGUCUCCAGCAUCACAGGUGUAUACAUGUAUUACAAAUGAAUCUAACUUUCUCAUUUCUUUUCACGGUUUCAUAUAGCACACAGAAAAUUAUAUGGUAUAGCUAUGCGGUAGGAGUACAGACAGAAAGAGGAAAGAAUUUCCUGUGAAACCUUACCCCAAAGACUAGCAUAAUUGCUUCAUCAAAUCUACUUCUGUUUAAUCUUAGCACAAUUUAUCCAAUGAGCUUACAAAUGUGCUCAUAAGAUUAGUUAUAUCUCACAGAUAUUUUUAUUUUUAAAUGUUGAAAGUUAUGAAUUUGGGAGUGAAAUUUUUUAUCAUUUAUUCACCCAUUGACCAUCUAUACAAAAAAAAUUACAGCUAACUCUACAAGGAAAGAAUUUUAGUCUGACAAAAGUGAAGCUCACUCAGAGAAACUAAAUUAUUUGUCUAACGUCACAAAACUAAUUUUUGAAAAGGCGGGGCUUUUCAUCUAUUUUGCCCAAAUUCAAAACCAGUAACCUGUAUCAUGUUCUAGAAGUUAAUUAUGAUGGGUUGGUUUAGUUAAAUUCUCUAAACUUCCCUCCAGAGCAAAAAGUGUGCUCAAAAUCUACUGAUGGAAGGAUUCUGACAGCAGCAUAACUUAAGGAUAUUUUAAGUAAUAUUGUGUGUGUGAGUGUGUGUGUGUGUGUGUGUGUAUGAAAGAGAAAGAGAGAGAGGGAGAGUGUGUGUGUGUGUGUGCGUGUGUGUGUGUGUGUGUGUGUGUGUGUGUCUCCUGUCCACUGUAUUUGCAUGGACAACAAAAGUAAGAAGGAAGGUAGAGGGAGCAUGCCUGCAUUCCCAUAGAGAUUAUUAGCUGGCUUGGUGAUGAUAAAAUGUUUUCCCAAGAGGGGCAGGACUAGGACAAGAAAGGAUCUGGGUUGGUAGGAAGAUGAAUUAUCAGAUGAUGUACUCUUUACUAAAUUUGAAAGUAGGGGUGGUCUGUGAAGCUCAUCUGUCUUGGAGUAACUCUUAGAUGUUUACUCAUAGUUAGAUACAGUCAGGAUAUUAGAAGUUAUUUCCAGAAGACUCCACCAAUCCUCUUCAUCCAAGGUAUGCAUUUUGUCCCUCCCAUUUGUUUAACAGGAACCCUAGCAGAUGGUCCUUAUUGAGUAUUAUAGAUUUUUUUUCUUUCUGUGUGUCAUAUCUCAUUGUUGUGAUCAAUAAUUUUAGCCAAUACUGCCUUUACUAUUAUUUUAGUUGUAUCACUCAGAGCUUAUGACAUUUAUUGUGUUGAUAUACAAAAUCCAUGCCACAUUUGUGUGCAAAUAAAUAAAUAUAGCUAAUUCUUAUGGUAUAACUUUCAGCAUUUAUGUUUCAGUAUGUUUUUUUCAAUGUACAAUAUUCUUUCCUUAAAACUGUAUUUCCAUAACUCUACUAAACUGGAGAUGGAAUCAAUGUAAAGUCUGGUAAAUAGUAAAGAGAAGAAACCUAAUUUCAAUGAGUUUAGAAUUGUUCUAAAACCCAUAUGUAGCCAAAAUUGUCCUUCUAUAGUUCAUCUUAAUGCUUAUGAGUUUACCAAAUGCUUAUGAGUUAAAGAAAUUAUUUAUGAUAUUUAUAUUAAAUUAUAAAAAAUAGCAUUAUAUUGCGCAUGAUUAUAACUUGUCAGAUAUACACACACAUACACUUACACACACAUGCACACAAGACUUAAUAAUUUCCUUGAUGCCAUUUCAGGAGAUUAAGGAAUGAUAGAGCACAAUUCCACCUGAAAAUCGUGUUAUAACCUAUGUGACAGCAUUAGCCCUUCCGGUCUGUAAUUCAAUCAGAAAUUUUGUUGUUGUUGUUAGCAUAUUUCAACAUUUUUUAAUAAGAGAAAGAUAUUUUCUGUGGAUAAAGGAAAAGGAAACAUGAUUUUAUUCUUUUUUAUUUUGAAAAUAAAUCACAGAUAGAAUAUCAUUUCUUUACAUAAUAAAAUUCUACAUCCAAAUAUUUGCAUUGCAUACUAUUUGUUAGCAGACAAUAUUAAUAGGUUUCAAGAUAAUCUCUCAUUAGAUUCUGAGAGUGUCUGCUCUAGUUGAUAACAACUAGAGUUGGACUCCAUAGGAAUCCAGGCAACAAUUCAAGUAGAGUAAAAAAUAAGUUGAGUUAUAAAGAAAAAUGAAUCAUCUUAAGAUCACCACUGAUGAAUACAAGAAUCACAAAAGUUUCAAUAGCAAAAGCAAAGUAUAUUAAAAAUUAAGGAAAAUAUGCCAAUUAUGUUUCUCUUCAUAAUUUUACGACAGUAAUUUUUUACAAUCAUGGCUGAUUAUAAAUGAGAAUUACUUUUUUUCAUAACUUCUUUACAGCAUUUUCUCUAAAUUAUUAAA
Messenger RNA from Homo sapiens (human), 6060 nucleotides. It is a transcript of the gene PDE1A, whose product is annotated as phosphodiesterase 1A. The coding region runs from base 407 to 2119 and encodes 570 amino acids. Gene Ontology annotation, biological process: cGMP catabolic process; regulation of smooth muscle cell apoptotic process; signal transduction. The transcript has 15 exons. Gene Ontology annotation, cellular component: neuronal cell body. NCBI's taxonomy places the organism in Eukaryota, Metazoa, Chordata, Mammalia, Primates, Hominidae. The record is from RefSeq and is a predicted model, not a curated record. Gene Ontology annotation, molecular function: calmodulin-activated 3',5'-cyclic-GMP phosphodiesterase activity; 3',5'-cyclic-AMP phosphodiesterase activity; 3',5'-cyclic-GMP phosphodiesterase activity.